This is a messenger RNA of Phlebotomus papatasi, 1239 nucleotides long. Its product is annotated as zinc finger protein weckle-like. The record is from RefSeq and is a predicted model, not a curated record. Gene Ontology annotation, biological process: regulation of transcription by RNA polymerase II. The coding region runs from base 334 to 1200 and encodes 288 amino acids. Lineage: Eukaryota; Metazoa; Arthropoda; Insecta; Diptera; Psychodidae. The transcript is spliced from 2 exons. Gene Ontology annotation, molecular function: RNA polymerase II cis-regulatory region sequence-specific DNA binding; DNA-binding transcription factor activity.
AGGAAAAAAGGCUUAGGCUCCCAAGGUUGUCCGGAAGUGUGAGAUGUGGAAUUAGCUAUAAGAAUAUAUGACCAUGGAUGAUAUUUAUUUAGUAACUUGGAAAAAAAUCAACAUUUACGAACCUGCGACGUUACGAAGGUGCGAAACCUUCCCCUAAAUAUUAAAAUUCAAAUAUUUGAAAUUUAGGAGAUUUUUGGAAGAUUUGAGCAUCUCUUUUAGGGGGAACUGUCGCCGAAGUGUUGGCAACACUGGAAGGCCUUCCAAUAGAAUUCCUGUCGGUCGCGGCCUCCGGACGUAAACAAAUCGUGUUUUCUUAGUUAAAUUGCUUGAAAAAUGGAGAAAAAUCCCCUGGAUCUCAAUGAUGAUGAUGAUAUUGUGUUCAUCCACUCAACUGUGCCCACAAAAGUCCAAAAUAAACUGAAUUUAAACCUUGUAUCCAGCGAUAGCAGCAGUGCAAGUAGCAGCAGCGAUGAGAGCGAGAGUAGCGACGACUUUCCUGAUUCUUCAGGCUCUCCUGGAGAUCCUGUGGAUUCUGAUGGAGAGCAAUCAAUACAAAAAUGCGUGGUAAUUGAGGAGAAAGUAGAAGUUCCGGAAGAGCCCAAAAUCAACCUGAAGAAGGAAGAAGAGGAGGAAGAGGAUGAAGAAAUGAAGCCAGAAAUGGAUGCCUUGUCCCUUGCUGACCCAGUAGAUCCUCCCACGACGAGUGAGGUCAAAAAGGAGAAGGAAGUGAAGAAGGAAAAAGAGAAAGAACCACAAGUUCCCAUGAAAUCCAAUCCGUUGUCCGUGAAAAUUCGCACGUACAACAAAGCCCACAAGCAGACGAGCAAUCUCUUCAGGAAGUCCGGACCCAACAAGUACACCUGCCAGUACUGUGCUAAGGGAUGCAUGCAUCUGGAAACACUGGAACGCCAUAUGUCCAAGAACCAUCAGGAUCAGCUGGCAGACAAGGGUAACACCUGCAAGCUGUGCAAGAGUAAAUUCAAGGAACCCCAGCUACUCACCUGCCACAUCAAAACGCACAAUUUGCGCUUCAACUGUGCAAUCUGCGGCAGACGUUUCAGCUCCCAGAAAUUCCUGGACAUUCACGUCAACAUCCAUUUCCACGAGAAGGAAUUCCCCUGUGAACUCUGCGAACAGGGCUUUUCAACCGCCCAAGAACUCACGGAUCACUACACCUGGCACGAGGAUGAAUUAGCGUGAAUUAUUUUCCACAAUAAAAUAAUUUCUUACACAAAAAAA